Molecule: messenger RNA, 588 nt
Organism: Brassicogethes aeneus
Lineage: Eukaryota; Metazoa; Arthropoda; Insecta; Coleoptera; Nitidulidae
Source: the annotation of a GenBank genome assembly
AUGGCUUCAAAGGGGUUACAUUACACCCCGCAAGGUACUGAUGGUUUGGAUCACGCAUUUAGACAACGUGUUGCAACCCACUAUCAACUAAGUGCUUUAAAUAAAUCCAGACUAAAAUAUUGUAUAUUUUUUCAUUACUUACUCUUCUUUGCAAUGCUAGCAAAGCUGUCUGCCGAUAUAUUAGAUAAACUAGAUAUAUUUAUUUUAGAAAUUGAAGAACUUAGCAUUCCUCAGCCAUUAUGGUGGGAAUACAUAUGGUGCAUAAGCCUAUUACUUUCAUUUCUGGGACUGGAUGCCAUAAAAAAAAAUAAAGUAACUCCUAUGAGAAAUUACAUGGUUGGUUUGGUCUUAUUUGGUUUUCUUCCUAUACUUUAUGCAACUAUUUAUUACUUUUCUGAUGUUUGGACUUACCUUACAUAUGAUGAGGAAGAAGAAUUAGAAGAAGUUGAGUUUUGGAGGGGAUAUCCAUAUGGGCUUCUUUGGUACACAUUUAUACUGUUAGCUUUGCAAGUGCAUCUGUUUUCAAUGCAUUUUGCAUGGAACUUAGUUUCAGCAUGGAAAUCAAAGGGUACAAAAAAAUCUGAUUAA